ACUAGUUUUAUGUUGGUAUAUGCAUUGAACUUUACGCCCCUUCACAAAUAUGUGUAGACGUAAGCCCAGUCAAGGAAAAGACGAUGACGUAUUUUGCUCCCAAUUUUGCGCCACCUACAGGGCAAACACCCGCGCUUGAAACAAUGGCGGGAGGAGGCCCCCGAGAUAAGCUUGUACAGUUGGAGCGGAUUGAACGAGAUAUUGCUUCGUCAUUGCAGAGCGCGGGUCAGGCCCUGCAGGAACUGUCCAAGGACAAGCCGAGUCUGAAACAGGCAGAAAGCCAUACAACCACCUUCCUCAAGACUCUACAAGAAGUAGAAAAUGGCAUGCAGUUGCAGAUAAACUACCUGACGCAGGUGUCAACAGGUCAGCCGCAUGAGGGAUCCUGCUACUCCGCUCAGAAGGACCUGCAGAUGGCAUACCAUCGUAUGGAGCACGUGAAGAGUCGGCUCGGAGAGCUGGAGAAGAUCCGGAUGGAACACCUCCGACAGAGACAGGGGCAGAUGGUCCGGGCAGAUGCAGCAUCAGCAGAUGCCACACUGCCACAUCCUCAACAUCAGUUCCCUGAAGCAGGGCAGCGCCACCUCAUGUCCACCCUCACAGUUCACUGUGGCAUGGUAACAUCCAGCCCAUUCCACACCCUCAUCAGCCCACUGUGGCAUGGUAACAUGUACCCCAUGCCACACCCUCAACAUCAGUUCCACUGA
Messenger RNA from Haliotis rubra (blacklip abalone), 707 nucleotides. Its product is annotated as mediator of RNA polymerase II transcription subunit 11-like. The record is from RefSeq and is a predicted model, not a curated record. Gene Ontology annotation, cellular component: mediator complex. The coding region runs from base 84 to 707 and encodes 207 amino acids. The transcript has 3 exons. Gene Ontology annotation, molecular function: transcription coregulator activity. NCBI's taxonomy places the organism in Eukaryota, Metazoa, Mollusca, Gastropoda, Lepetellida, Haliotidae. Gene Ontology annotation, biological process: regulation of transcription by RNA polymerase II.